CAGCAGCAGCUACUUGAGUUGCGUCAGCAGUCGCCGUCAAAGCAUGCCUUCUCUUUACGAACAAAACCCAGGCUGGUUGCUGUAGCCGCUGCAGCACUCGCACGGCCUUUCCAGCGACGCCAGGCACCUCCAAGCGGAGAUCAGCAGCAGGUAUUGGAGCAGCCACAACGUGCAGAAGACACAGUGAAUACGGCGGGAAAAAGUUGGGGGCAGUCAGAUGCGCUCGAUCCAAAGCAACAGCUACAGCUGUGCACCAACCCUCCUCGUAAAAUGAAGUCUCUUGAAAGUACCCUGGGGAGGCUGCUCGGUAGAUGGGGGGAACGGCCUCCUCUUGUUGGUCCGUCUGCAUUUCCUCGAAGUAGCAGCACGAAAUUCUGUAGAAGCAGUGGGCCUAUCAGUUGCGUAUUGGACCACAGUCCGGAAGUCGGCCUGUCGCAUAGAUGCCUCUCAUCCUCUUACACCUCGCAGUGGAUGCAAGAACAGUCACAGCAAUGCGAGAGCGAGCAUGUGCUUGAGCAGCAAGCAAGAAUGUGCAGUUGUGAGUCAUUACCCUCCGCUGUUUCUACACAGGACAACUCGCAUCAGCUGAUGCAGCAGGUGCCGGACUGUUCACUACAGGAACUGCAACAGCAGCGAUCGCGGGGUGGCCCCUUCGACGGCAACGCCGCAACAUCAGAGACACAUGGGAAAGUACAACGGCAACAGUCUUCGCUUGCGUCAGCAGAGGGUUCAGGUGGCGAACUCGCAGAAGAGUUUUAUGUCGACCCCUAUUUUGAGAACAGCAGCACCAGAGCUCCGGUGGGCAGUAGCAGCAGUAAUAACAGCAGUAGCAAUAGCUGUAUGACGACGAAUCUGUUCGAAUCCACCUUAAAAGCGGAAGACUCAGAUAACGGGGAGCUAACAACAAGUCGGGAGGCUCUGGUGACGGAUUUUGUGGCCACACCAAACCACAUAGCACCCACAACGGCUGCAAUUUCGAAAGCAAUAAGCGCAGCGCUGCCAGACGGCUCAAGAGUGCCGCUGCCAGUAGCACCACCUCCCAAGCGGAGAGACGCAAUGCACAAGAGAACAGAUGAAGAAGUGUCUCAUCUUAUAUGUGAGCCCGUCGUGCAGCACCGAAAGCUCCAGGAACCCGACCACAUGGUGAAUCUAAGCUUCAGAGAGGCCGCAUGCGACGGCACCAUCAAAACGAUUGCAAGAGCUCGCAAGCCUUCAGGCAUCGUUUUGCCAGGAGCAACAGCUGCAACAACAGCAGGAGUAACUCAAACCGCAGUACUGACCAGUCAUUUUCCUGGCGUUUUAGAUUCGACGAAUCAUAAGCACGUUCAAGGAUCAGCAACAGCCUUGACAGCACCACAGGACAUCCGUACCCCCACUAAAGCGGUGCUUUUUACGGAAAGUUGGGCGACCCCGAGAAAAGAAAACGCUUCUCCUGGUAGCGUUGCAGCUCAACUCCUUAAUUCCGAAGCUCAUGAAGAGCAUGAUCCGCGCGCUGGGGUAGCGUCUUCGGGGGAGGGAACUUCAGCAGCGUACAACGAGGCUCACGCAGUAUCACUCUCAAGGACUGCAGCAGCAGUACCUCCAGUGCCUCCAGCGGCGUUUAGUGAUGAGGUGCAGGAGCUUUGUAGCAGCUCUAAGCCGUUGUCUCCCAUCACGGUGCUACAGCAUUUUGCAUGGCAACUCACCGAAUGGGAACGAAAGGAAGUUCUCGAAUACCCCCAGGUGUGGUACUGGGGUUCACAGCGGGAGAAACCAGCAGGUACUGAGGAUGCAUGCUUAUACGGUGGCCCUUUUGCUAGUGCUGCCGCAGGUGUUUCUCACGGUAAGCAUUCAGGGAAUGCAGCGGUAAGGCGAUCGGAGGGUCCUUCCGAAUCACGCGAAUCUGUCUUGCGGACAGCGCCAUCCGCCUUCAGCAACAGUUUCAGCAGCAAGCUCUACAGCGCCAACAUGACGCGUAGCAACAGACAGCUGAUGAAUGCGACCAGCGGCAGUGCAUGCAGCUACUUUUGCGACUCCCGUGGAGAGUACCUUGUGUCGCUGCAAGAUCAUAUUUGUUAUCGUUUCCAGCUUCUGCAGCCUCUAGGAACCGGAUCUUUCGGGAGUGUAUUCAGAGCACUAGAUCACAGAACUGGCGAGGAAGUUGCCCUAAAAAUUAUCAGAAACAAGUGCAGCUUCCACCUCCAGGGACGAGAGGAAGUGAAGGCGCUGCGGCUGCUGCUUACCCUUGACAAGGGCGACAAGGCAAACGUAGUGCACCUCAAAGAAACCUUCCUUUUUCGUGGUCACUUGGUGCUCAGUUUUGAACUGCUCGGCCAUAAUCUGUACGCAUUCCUACGGAGGAACAAAUUUCGGGGGUUUUCUACUCUCGCCGUUCGUAGUAUUGCCAUUCAGCUCCUGCACGCCCUCCGGCUGCUCAAGAAGGCCAGGAUAGUGCACUGUGAUGUGAAGCCUGAGAACAUAGCUCUGCUGAAUGGCAGGAAAAGCACUGUCAAGCUUAUUGACUUUGGUAGCAGUUUUAAAGAUGGGCGGCAGCAGCCGAACGCGUAUAUUCAGUCGCGCUACUACCGCUCACCAGAAGUCCUCUUGGGACUUCCGUACGGCCACGCAAUUGAUAUCUGGUCGUUGGGAUGCGUCUUAGCAGAGCUGCACACAGGUAUUCCCCUCUUUCCGGGAGAGGAUGAGGCCGACCAACUCGCAAAGAUUGCUUCUCUUUUGGGGUUCCCUCCUGCGGACUUGAUCAUGCGCUCUCCUCGCAGCGGCCUCUUCUUUGAUGGCGAUUCAGAGGACACCUUUUGCUUCUUUAAUUCUGGACACAACCGCUCGCCUACAGAAGCGUCUAGCUCUGCCAACUCCCUGACAGCCAAAAGUCUAGAAGAAGCUGUAGCCCCAGCGGAUCAUUCGUUUGUCGAUUUCCUUAAAGGCUGUCUUUGCUGGGAUGCAACGGAUCGAAUGACACCAGAGGAGGCACUUCAACACCCCUGGCUUCAAGAAUUCUACUAUUUGCGUCACCGGCGCUUGCUACUCCUCACAGGAGCUCAGAAUCAAUUCCAAGUGCUCACCUCUCAUGUUGCAACUGUUGCUAGUGCAUGCAGCAGGACCGUCUUAUUCUGUGUGGCGUGUGAG
This is a messenger RNA of Cyclospora cayetanensis, 3123 nucleotides long. RefSeq lists its product as uncharacterized. Gene Ontology annotation, molecular function: ATP binding; protein serine/threonine/tyrosine kinase activity; protein serine/threonine kinase activity. The transcript has 6 exons. Gene Ontology annotation, biological process: peptidyl-serine phosphorylation; peptidyl-threonine phosphorylation. The annotation marks the transcript as partial. Gene Ontology annotation, cellular component: nucleus. Lineage: Eukaryota; Apicomplexa; Conoidasida; Eucoccidiorida; Eimeriidae. The record is from RefSeq and is a predicted model, not a curated record.